AUGGCUCAAUUGAACAUACCACUUCGUAUAAUUGCUCAACCUAAAGCAUUAUAUCGUGAAAGAUAUUCAUGUGAAAUAGAUCAGAGUCGUAAGCAAUCACCGCGUUUUAUUCGUGCUGAAACUAAUCCAUCUCGAUUGGAAUAUCCAACAAUCGAAAUACCACAACAAUGGGAUAGUCAAGGGUUAUAUAUUCGUGUAACUUUAGUAACUGUAUGUAGUAAAGAAGUUCCUGUUAGAUACAUACAUCCUUAUUCAAUUGAUACUCCACAAUCAAAUGUUAUUAAAGAUGUAAAAAGAAAUACACUUUAUUUUCCAAUAUCAAAACAAGAAUUAAAUGAUGGUUGUAAAAGUUUUUGCAUUAUUCGGAAAAAGUUAACCCAAGUGGAGUUAAAAGAUUACGGACAAUUAUCUCUUUUGAAUACAGAUGAAAUAGGUCUUCUACAUAUAGAUGAUUCACGUGAUCCUCGAAAAAUAAUUGAUGUUUAUCAGUUAAAAGAGUCACAAUUUCUUUUUUCUGUAGCUGAACUAUGUGAUAAUGAUCUCUUUCCUGGUACCUAUGAUGAAACAUCUGUAUAUUCUGAGAUAAUGACUGCUAAUACAACAACACCUAUAAAAAAUGACGAAUCAAAGGUUAGAUGUGUACCACAGAAAGGUUGUUGGCAAGGUGGUGAUGAUAUUUUAAUGGUUAUUCCAAAACUUGAUAAGAGAAAAGUAUGUCACGUAUAUUUUGAAUGUUCGUCAUCAAAUACAAAAAGUCAGAUUCCUUUCGAAUUUGUGGAUAUGAAAACAAUUGCAUUCACAACUCCACCAUGUCCUAUUCAAGCAAUUGGAAAUCAAAACAUAGAACUUCCUCUCGUUGUUAGCCAAAAAGGUGAAGAAAUAGCACGUCUGAAUUUUGUCUAUGAAUCAUGUAAAUAA
This is a messenger RNA of Rotaria sp. Silwood1, 918 nucleotides long. The record is from the annotation of a GenBank genome assembly. Lineage: Eukaryota; Metazoa; Rotifera; Eurotatoria; Philodinida; Philodinidae.